This is a messenger RNA of Closterium sp. NIES-65, 729 nucleotides long. The record is from the annotation of a GenBank genome assembly. NCBI's taxonomy places the organism in Eukaryota, Viridiplantae, Streptophyta, Zygnematophyceae, Desmidiales, Closteriaceae.
AUGCAUGACGGGAGGAACAUGGGACUGAAGAAUGAAGAAUGUGAGGGAGGGCAGAAGGGAGGAAUGCAGGCGCUCCAAGCAGCUCCCUGGUGCAGAAAAGCACAAGGGAUGAGGGGUGAGGAGGAAUGGGGUGAGGAGGAAUGGGGUGAGGAGGAAUGGGGUGAUGAGGAAUGGGGUGAGGAGGAAUGGUGUGAGGCGGAAUGGGGUGAGGAGGAAUGGGGUGAGGCGGAAUGGGGUGAGGAGGAAUGGGGUGAGGCGGAAUGGGGUGACGAGGAAUGGGGUGAGGCGGAGUGGGGUGAGGAGGAAUGGGGUGCGGAGGAAUGGGGUGAGGAGGAAUGGGGUGAGGAGGAAUGGGGUGAGGCGGAAUGGGGUGAGGAGGAAUGGGGUGAGGAGGAAUGGGGUGAGGAGGAAAGGGGUGAGGAGGAAGGGGGUGAGGCGGAAUGGGGUGAGGAGGAAUGGGGUGAGGCGGAAUGGGGUGAGGAGGAAUGGGGUGAGGCGGAAUGGGGUGAGGAGGACUGGUGUGAGGCGGAAUGGGGUGAGGAGGAAUGGGGUGAGGCGGAAUGGGGUGAGGAGGAAUGGGGUGAGGCGGAAUGGGGUGAGGAGGAAUGGGGUGAGGCGGAAUGGGGUGAGGAGGAAUGGGGUGAGGAGGAAUGGGGUGAAGAGGAAAGGGGUGAGGAGGAAGGGGGUGAGGCGGAAUGGGGUGAGGAGGAAUGGGGUGAGGCGGAAUAG